Messenger RNA from Penicillium brevicompactum, 630 nucleotides. RefSeq lists its product as uncharacterized. The coding region runs from base 1 to 630 and encodes 209 amino acids. Lineage: Eukaryota; Fungi; Ascomycota; Eurotiomycetes; Eurotiales; Aspergillaceae. The transcript is spliced from 3 exons. The record is from RefSeq and is a predicted model, not a curated record.
AUGCGCUUCACGAUUUUACUUGUCCUAGCGACAACUACGCUCGUGGCGGGGGAUUCCGUCAUCUCUCUAUUCAUCCCGGACACUGAUCCGCAACCGUUGGUCGCUUCGAUUGUAGCACAGAACUCCGCGACAACAUCGUUGAGCGUGAAUUGCCCGUCCAGUACUAAGAGCGAGAUUUGCGGAAUGGGACCUGGUCUUUUCUUGACUACGGCGCCAACCAGCGUUGAAUAUUUGAUCAGUGAUAGCGCUGGCAGUAUUUAUGAUCAUGUUGUUUGCUUUAUGACAGGGACUACUAGUGGAGUGUGCACCGCCACUAUUACUGGACAUGGUGCCAACUUUCCAGGUACAAGUACCUCGACUCUCAAUCAAGAUCAGAUAACAUCGUUGCCUGUAACUGUCAUUGCCGGCCCUUCCAACUCGAUGGCAACAACCACAUCCGCCUCGCCCCGAAACGGGCCAAUCCCCGCGACCAGCGUGACAUCGAGCACGGGACAUGGGAUGGCAUCCAGCACGCAUGCUACCACACAUUCCACUUCGGGUAAUUCUCAGACAGGGGGUAUUGCUCUGAUGACUGGAUCAUCUGAAUUGAUGUUUAUUGGUGGGGCAGUAGCUUUUAUUGCCGGCCUGUGA